AUGGCCAUUUCUCACGCCUUCGAAAAGGACACAGCGGACGUCUCACCCAGUGGGGACCACUGUGCGCAUCACAGACUUUUUGAAGCAUAUCCCCGUACGCAGGCAAACUGCACUGAAGAGUGCAACAAAGACCUUGAUAAGGAUCAAAAGGCUUCUACAGCCAAGAACGAAAACAACAAUUGGUCAUAUGCACCAAGCGCGGAUUCUUCACUCCAGGAUGCAGCCCUCAAAGUAGCUGGCACUGAACUUUCCUCUUCCUGUGUCUUGAGGCGGCUUUCUUCUCGGCCUGCCGAUGAGACUGGAAUAGCAGAAUCGCCGCAGCAGAGCGUAUGUGAAGUCGUAGCCUUUCUUCCCGAUAUAAACCCUGGUGAGCAAUUUUGCCAUUCUUUUGCUGUGAAAUCUCUAAUUGCGGCAGAUAUUCCUAAAAUCAACAAUACUGGUCAGUUCAUCAGUGUGGAUGGUCGGCCUCUUUCAAACAGCAGGGGCAUUGGCCAAGAAAUUGCCAAAAUCUUCAAAUCCUACAUUCGUUCCGCCCUACUCAAGACCGAGCCUUCAAAGCAAGUCAGUGAUCCCUUCCUAGGACUGCAAAUUCUGUGUCCUCGUGGAAUAUACGAUGUGAACAUCGAGCCAGCUAAGGACGAUGUCAUGUUCGAAGACCGGGAAUUGAUUUUGGCCUUGGUGGCUGGGUUAUUCCGACAGCACUAUGGAGAGCUGAAAAGUGGGGAGAAGGCCGGUAUCAAGCAGAUCAAGGAUAGUUCCUCCAAAGGAUCCCCUAUCUCCAAUGGAUUCGAUGUUCUCAUGGCGAGGAAACCGACUUCAGAAGUUCACCCAAAUUUUUCGCACCCAGACAAUUCAUCCAUUGCUAGUAUCGCAAAUGCCAGGCCUUCGGAAAAUCAGUCUCGUGUUAGAAAAGGCAGCCAGCUGGCCAAAAACUGUGACAGUGAACCUGAUGGCUCAGUCAACAAUGGAGCAAGAAAACCUAGAAUUGCCAACCCAGACUCAGUUUCAAGAGUCAACGCUUCCUUUCAAACACCAAGGCGCGACCAGGACCCUUUUACCAGCCCGAGCUCUGGUAAUCAGUCGACCGACAGCAUUCAAAGGUCAACGGGAAGGCAGAACGGACCAGAAGAUUUCCAGUGUUCGCCAGUCACCUCAGAUUUACCGAGCCCCCCUAUCUCUCGAAUUUCCUCUAGGUCGCCGGUCAGAAUCCGUCAACCCCAUGCCCGUGCAUUGCUGAGCUCCUCCCCGGAAUUUGAUCGCGCGUCAAGUUUCCGCCGGGCAGAACGAGAGCGUGAUCGUGAGCGAUACGGCAACGGAGCCAUCGACACGUGGUUCCAGAGAAUCACCCAAGAUUCUCUAGAGAGAGCCGCAGAAGAGGCAGCGCCUUUGCAAGAUCCUACAGAGUUGCCGCUAUCUUCACUCGCAGAACAAAGGUUUGGAUCCAAAGCUUUACGAGAUGAUGAAAGUGAGAGUGAACAAGAUGACGCUCGCUUGGAACCUUCUUCCGGAGAAUCACCCACUCUCCAGUUUGACCAAAGCACGCUCAUAUCGCCCGAUGGACAAGAUGAUCCCGCUUGUGCCUCAAUGGACAGCGGCCGAGGGUUUCCCGUCCUCGAAAGAUGGGCUGCCCAGCUUCACGGGGAUGGCGCUUAUCCGGGACCAAUUGAUCUGGAGAAAGCAAUGGAUUUCGAAAAACGCAAGAAAGAAGCGAAUCAAAACAAACGUCUCCAAAACAAAAAUCGUGAAACGAUCCCAGCUUCACAGCAAGCGCCAGUGCCACCAUCCUCUCAAAACAGUCGGUACCUUGCCGCCAAAGCCGCGUUGACCUCAUCACAUACCUCAAUCGGAGGGCCUGUCUCUGCCACAAAGCUUUCUCCCAAUGACCCGCGAGCUUAUCUUAUGCGCCAGCAAGAAGUCUCCGCCGCAAAAGAAGCCCCGGAGAAUGACACCAGCGCCCGAAGGCUACUGACCAGCCGACUACCCUUUGAACGGAUACCCGAUGGCAUUAAACUGUACAACCUGGGUGUUUCAUGCUGUGUUGCUCGGUCUCCCGAGUCUGAUCCUCUCAAAAAGGGCUCACCUGAAGACGAGUACACUCGAACUGGCGAAGAGGCCAUUGCUUUCUCACCAUCCGAGGUGAAGGAUUGCUUGCCGCUCUGGAAUACACGUUUAGAGCAGAUCAUGAAGGAGAAAUAUCAAUCAAAAGAUGAUUUGCGACUAACAUGCGAUAAGAUCGAUCUAUCUUCGGCGAUUGCUCAACAUCUGAACUCCUUUGAUACCGAUUGA
Molecule: messenger RNA, 2286 nt
Organism: Penicillium salamii
Lineage: Eukaryota; Fungi; Ascomycota; Eurotiomycetes; Eurotiales; Aspergillaceae
Source: the annotation of a GenBank genome assembly